AUGAAGUUCUCAACCAUUUUCGUCACUCUAGUCCCUCUUGCGUACGCAUGCAACGCGCCUCAAGAAGCUGGAUCAAACCCCAAUUGUCUAGGAGGCGCGUUCACCGACUGUGCCGCCCAGAAGCAGUCACUAUGCACUCUUGAGUGUUUCAACCAACCACCAGGACCAUGCAGCACAGGCUGCACAACUAGGGCUCAACAAGAGUGCCAGAUGGAUUGCAUGGCAAUAAACAAUUGCGAUGAUUGUAUUAAACGUCUAAUGGUUGCGGGCGGAAAUGAAGACUCGGCUCGUGAGGCUUGCUCUCAGGAAGGAGACUCAUACUACUGCAACUGCGACUAA
This is a messenger RNA of Fusarium sp. VM40, 339 nucleotides long. Lineage: Eukaryota; Fungi; Ascomycota; Sordariomycetes; Hypocreales; Nectriaceae. The record is from the annotation of a GenBank genome assembly.